AUGGAUCUACCGCCAGCUCCCUCGAAUCCAAAGGAGAAUGGAGUAAAAGACAUUCUCGCGGCGACCGUCUUCAUCAUCUCAUUAUCUACAAUCACCGUCUUGGCUCGUUUAUAUGUGAGACUGUUGGUCAUUCGGAAUACAGGCUGGGAUGAUUGGUUCAUGGUAUUAUCUCUCGCCUUGGCUUGGGCAGGUCAGGGCGUCAUCUUUGGACAGCUGAGCCAUGGUGCUGGAAGACACAAAGGCGAUGUUGAUCCGGAUGUCUACAUGAUCGGCAUGAAGCUCAACUUUAUCAGCCAGCCCAUCUUUCUCAUAGCCAUCUGCGUCGUCAAGUUGGCUGUUGGCUGCGCGCUGCUGCGAAUUGCCUCGACCAAGUUCUACCGUUACUUGAUCUUGUCCAUCAUGGGCUUCAUGGCCUUUUACACCAUUGGAUGUUUCUUUACCCUCAUGUUCCAAUGCACGGAUAUCCGCAUCCUCUGGGACACGAGCGUAAAGGCGACCUGCUGGUCCCAGUCGACGCUCCAAGGCCUUUCAUACACAAACUCUGCGCUCAACAUCAUCACCGAUCUUCUCUUCGCCAUCGUCAUCCCCACGCCCAUGCUUUGGAAACUCAACGUUCACUUCCGCACACGAGUUACCCUCAUCGGCAUCCUGGGCCUCGGUGUCUUUGCCUGCGCUGCCGCAUUUGUGAAGCUGGGCUACAUUACAAACUACGGCAAGUUAGGUGACUGGCUCUGGGACUCUCGAAACAUUACCAUCUGGACAAGUCUGGAACUCAACGUCGGCAUCAUUGCUGGUAGUCUUCCCUGUCUGCGACCCAUCUUUAGACGCUUCCUUGGCAGCACCUACGGCAAGAGCUCGAGAAAGACACCGACUACUGGAGCCACCAACUAUGGCCGCGGCACGCUCCGUAGCGGUAAUAACUGGCAUACCCUGUCGAGCGGUCGAAGGGGUGACGAUGAAACGAGCAGCCAAAAGGCCAUCAACACUGGUGUCAUGGAGUAUGAGCUCCGCGACCGGAUAGCCACACCGGCUGGCAUCACGAACAAGACAACGAUCCUGACAGACGUUGAUGCCAGGUCGAGCGAUGAGAGCGUGGAUCGACUUGGCCAUGGCCAGCAAUACCCUCCAGGUAUCACCAAGACGACGACAAUGACGGUCGAGGUGAUGAAGUCGGAUUCAUCGUCGUCUCGAUGA
Messenger RNA from Fusarium keratoplasticum, 1194 nucleotides. RefSeq lists its product as uncharacterized. Lineage: Eukaryota; Fungi; Ascomycota; Sordariomycetes; Hypocreales; Nectriaceae. Bases 1 to 1194 code for a protein of 397 amino acids. The record is from RefSeq and is a predicted model, not a curated record. The transcript is spliced from 3 exons.